UAUAAUGUAAUAUGACUCAUACAAUACUGAUGUAGUAUUUGACUGUUUUAUAGUUUUUAUUAAAGUUUUUUGCUGAAGUAUAAAUGACCUAAAAUGUCAUCGAAAAACGAUGUUGACGAUGUUCAUAAAAGCACAACAUUAAGACCACUAAAAAUUAUAAAGAAACGAUCUGCCCCUCUAGACCAAGCCUUAGACGAAAUAAAUAAGUCUUCUGUCGUUCCAACAGUAUCAACAUCAUCAACAUUACCUAAAGAUUCUGUAAAGGUAACAACGACUUCGAAUCCAGCUACAGCACGAAGACGAUCAGCUACAAAAGAAAAAGAAAAAAAACGUGAAAGGUGGCUGCUUACACGUAAAACAUGGAAAUACAUGACAGAUGCUGGUAGAAAACUAAUACCUGAGGGUGCACAAAAUCGAAAAGAUGAUAUACCAAAAGUAGAAGCAUAUUUUAAUCAAAUAUGUGCUGCAGAACCUCGUUUCAUACUUUGGAAACGUAAAGCAUCAUAUCCAGGUGCCUUUCGUAAUUCGAAGCGUCGAUUUAGACAACUACUGCAGCAUACUUGUCAAAAACAAAACACAUUACUAAAAGAACGGGAAGAGGAAAAUAAUGUAAAUGAAGUCAUUAAUUUAUUACAAACUCACCUUAACUUGCACGAAUCAUAUAAAACGACAACAUUACUCGGCACUAAAACGGUACGCCCUGAUAAAACACACUCACCCAGUGCUCACAGGCCUUCUGCUGGGAACAGCUGUUUAAGUAGUAACUUGGUAUCGGAAACAUCUAAGGACUCCAAUCAACUUGUUGAGAAUGAUCAGUUAUUGGCACGAUUACGAGCUCUAACACAUAGUUCUACAUACACAAUAAACUUAUCAAAUGAAAGUAUUACACCAGAUAUAUUAAAGAACAAAGCUGCAUUAAAACAAGUAUAUUAUAUGCUUAAAAAACAACAUCUUCACCGACUAUUGAGCAAACAUUCCAAUACAGAAAAUAUAAAUGAAUUCAAAGCUAAAAUUAAGAAGUCGACGUCCUUAUCUAGUCUACAACAGUUUAACGAAUGUUUAACAAAUAAUUCUAGCAAACCACACAAGACGGAAUCAUCCACACAAAAUGUGAAUAAUAUAAAAUAUAACAAUGAGUUUUCAAAAACUACAAAUAAAAGUUUUGCAUUAAGCAGAAUAUUGAAAAAUCCCUCAGAUGAUAGAAAAAGUAAUGAGCCAAUUCUGAUACAACCAAAAACUUCCGAUUCGACUUUUACCUCACAAGCUCAAACACCUUCAGGGACUUCUCAAAACUUCAGAAAAAAGACACACUUCAAUACAUUCGGCACCCAAACUAAUUUCAUACAAUUGCAAGAAAUCAAAUGCCUUGCGGAGGAGUAUAAGGCACGUAAGCGUGAGGAAGCAUCAUUACUCUUGUCUAAUACAUGCCUCGAUGAUGGAUCUGAAAAAACUGAAUCAGAGGGAAUAAAUAUUCGUCGAAAAAGCUCUGUAGAUAACGAAGACAUUUCACAAUCAGUUAGCGACACUAUUAAGCGUUAUCUUCGGAUGGCUCGGAAAAAAAGUAUUCACGAUGAUCAGGUCAACCGAUUUAAACGUGUUAAUUAUGAUCGCAACCUACGAAAUAUAAAAGCCAAAGGAGAAAUUAAUCCGCCAGGAAUGGACGAAGACAAUAGUAAAGCAGUGCAAACACUUGAUGCUUGGGCAUUAAUAGCUUUAGAAUUCAUAAGAGGCAAUGAAAAUUCAAGUUUAUUAGAUGUUGCGCAUUCUGACUGGCAAAAAUCUUUAGAAGAGAGGAUUCGCAAAAAAAAUGAAUAUGAUCAAAAAAUUUUAGGUAAUUCAGAAAACACUGUUGAUGCAAACUGCUCAAAUUCAUAUAAUAAUGAAAAGGACGGUGUUCAUAAGCAGUCGUUUUCAACGAGUCGGAGUUCAUCAAGUGGACUUGCUUCCCCAACCUCGAGUACAUCACCAACAUCGAGUUUUUCACCCACAAAUGAUAAGCCACGCUCAGAAUUUGGGCACACAGCUUCUAACAUCAUACAGAGUGGUUCUAAUUUUCUUUCCAAUCUAUGGCACGGAACAACUAUGCAUGGUUUAGAUCAUCAAAAACAAUAUGACGAAACAUCACAAUACAACAAAGUUAAUUCCAACAUAAAGGAAGCGCAUAUAGAUCCAGCCACAAGACUAUUGCAAAGUGUUGAUGCCAGCAACUGUGAAGGCAUAAUGCAAAAAUCAAAAUCUUCAACAAAUGUUGGACAAUUUGUAUCAAAGAAGUUACUCAAAAGUCGGUCGAGAAGUCAAACAAGAUCAGCUGUGCAUUUACCAACAACAUACAAUCAUAAAUGGGCACCUUCGGAAAAAUUCGCUUGGACUUCUGAAAAUGGUGAUCGAAUUUGUAUCUUAGAUUCAGUUCUGCGAAACCUCUCUGCAAUAGAAUCAAAAUACUUGCAGCAAGUGGCCCUUCAGAAAAUAAACGAACUAAAUAUUGGUUUAGAUAUAGGUCCUGGUAGUUACAAUGGCAAUGGAGGAAAAAUUCAAAAACGUCAUGCAUUACAAAAGAAAAAGGCCUUGACAACAAAUUUGUUUGAUAUCGGUAAAAAGGAAGAUUCGUUACUGCAAACGGGAAUAUUUGGUAAUAAUCUAAACACUUGUGUUGCAAAUGACAGAAAACGUUCAAAAAACUUCUGUAUAGCAUUAGAAGGAGAAUCUGCUACUCUAAGUCGAUGUGGUGGUGAUGAUAACUCCAAUAAACUUAAUCCAAAUGUGCGGUCAUGUGAAAAUUUGCCUUCAAGCACAUUAUCGGUAACUAAUACAUCAGGUGAAAACUGCAAAGGUUUAAAAUCUGGUUCAAAAAUUGGAACGAACUACUUUGGUUAUUUGACGAAAUCGGCUUUAUCACGUAGUCAAAGUGAUAUGCGCAGAAAAAGUCAGGAGUUCGAUAAAAACCAUAGUUUAUCAUCGUCAACGGAGUUUUUUGUGACGCACGAUUUACAGGUCCCAACUUUUAUCACCUUAUGUAUUCAAUUUUUGGAAAUACAUGGUUUACAUCAAGUAGGACUUUUUCGAGUCAGUACAUCAAAAAAACGCGUUAUGCAAAUGAAGGAAGAAUUUGAUAAAAGGUUUGUGACUGAAAUUUCAGAAACAACAUGCCCCCAUGAUGUUGCGACGUUACUAAAGGAAUUUUUGCGAGAUUUAUCCGAACCUCUUUUAUGUGGACAUUUGUAUAAAGCGUUUCUAAAAACACAAAAAAUAAGAAAUCGACGCCUACAGUUAGAGGCUAUAUCCCAUUUAAUUAAACUGUUACCAGAAACACAUAGGGACACAUUAUAUGUACUGCUUAAAUUUUUGGCGAAGGUUGCUACAUAUUCAGAUGACGUUCUUGACAAAGAGGGUAAUGUGCUUGUUUCUGGGAAUAAAAUGGAUAGCAAUAAUUUAGCCACUGUGUUUGCUCCUAAUAUAUUAAAAUCUACGUCUUUGACAGCGAACGUAACAGAACAAGAAGUAAUGGCAGAUGCUAUCAAUGUAGUAAGAAUAAUGAUUGAUCACUUUGAGGAACUUUUCCGGGUAUCUGCUGAAAUUCUAGACACUGUUUAUGCUAACAUAUUAGAUGAAUGUCCAGAGAAAUUAUUUGAAUUAUGUGAAUCCCGACUUUUAAUGUCCAAACACCCUACAAAUAUGGCAAAUAUUGUUGUAGAGCACACGCCAUCAAGUCGACGCCAGUCAACUCCAAAUGUUCUCAAUAAAUCUGAAGGGGUUGUAUCUGCAAGCUUCCAAAUACCAGUAUCGUUGCAAACGGAUUUAGUUCCCAACAAAAAAGAACAUUUGUUUUCUAAUGUGAAAACAAGUACAAAUUUAUAUAGCAAUAAUCGGAAAAACCCAGAUAUUCCUCCCAGUGAGCAAGUGCUUUGUGAACAAGAAGUUGAUGGUCGGCGAAUAUCAGGAUCAUCUAUUUUUGGCUCGCAGGAAAUACACAAUAUAGGUGGGAAGACUGCCACAUUUAUAACUCCAAAUAUGCAAUUACCUCAAUUGACUCCAGCUCCUAAUAUAUUAUCCUGCACAUGUAAUCUUGGAAUGAAAAGUAAUGAACCUAAGCUCUCAACAAGUAUUUCUAACAUUGGAGAAAGUAUUUUACGGUCAAAAACAGAAGAAUUUGAACGUAAAAUGCAGCAAAACAAUCACUCAACAGAAGAUAAAUUCAGCACCAACAGUUCAGGAAAGAAUCAAUCUCAACAACUUUACAAACGGCAAGAGUUAAUUGCUAGCUCGAAACGUAAUAGAAGUCACAAGAAGUAAAUAGAAUUAGUUCUAGCUUUUUUUAAAACAAAUAUAGAAAGGUCAAAUAAUUUAUUAAUAUUGCAUGUAUAUAAAACAAAAAAAUUCAA
This is a messenger RNA of Teleopsis dalmanni, 4379 nucleotides long. RefSeq lists its product as uncharacterized. The transcript has 10 exons. Bases 94 to 4290 code for a protein of 1398 amino acids. Gene Ontology annotation, biological process: signal transduction. Lineage: Eukaryota; Metazoa; Arthropoda; Insecta; Diptera; Diopsidae. The record is from RefSeq and is a predicted model, not a curated record.